Messenger RNA from Panicum virgatum (switchgrass), 699 nucleotides. RefSeq lists its product as uncharacterized. The transcript has a single exon. Bases 95 to 433 code for a protein of 112 amino acids. NCBI's taxonomy places the organism in Eukaryota, Viridiplantae, Streptophyta, Magnoliopsida, Poales, Poaceae. Gene Ontology annotation, biological process: embryo development ending in seed dormancy. The record is from RefSeq and is a predicted model, not a curated record.
CGCACAGUAGUCGCAGCCCAUCCAAUCGUUCCUGUCCAAGCAGCACGAGCGCAGGCUAGGAGAGAAAGGGUGACCGGCAACUCGAUCGGGCAGGAUGCAGACGGCGAAGGUGAAGUUGCAGGACAUGGCGAGCUCGGCGAAGGAGAAGGUGAAGGAAGGGUCGGCCAAGAUGCAGGGCAAGACGGGCGAGGCGACGGCGAGGACGCACGGCGAGAAGGAGAUGGUCAAGGAGGAGGCCCGCGCCAAGAAGGACCAGGCCAACGCCGACAAGCACCAGGAGAAGGCCGAGCACCGCGCUGACACCGCCGCCGGCCGCCACGGCACGGGCGUGCCCCUCACCGGGACCGGGACGCACGGCCACCACGGCGCCGCCGUCGACCCCGCCUACCCGUCCGCCGGCACCACGUACCCGGCGUCGGGCAAGUACAUCUAAGCUAGGCGAUCGGUAGGGAAGGAUCGUGGUCGUCCUACGUUUUUGUGUAGCGACUGGCGAUCGAGCUGGGGAUGAUCGAUCAGUGUGGUAGCGACUAGCGAGUGCAUGUAUGCUGUGUGCACGUGCACGCUGUGUCCUGGAAUAAUGGAAGUGUAAGCGCAGUCGGGUGAAGCUUCGUUUCAGUUUGUACUCAAUCAUGUACUGUCUGGUGCUUGUUUUUCAUGUAGUGCUACUUGUAAGCUUCAAGUUCUUCAGAUAUCUUCUUU